AUGCUCCCGCUUCGCUUCGUAUUGACGCUGCUCACGUGUUUGGUCGUCCUUGGCAACGCGCGGUGCUACUGCGAGCGCUACUACUUUGAGGACAAGGAUGAGUACCGCCAGAAGCCGUGCAACGACCUCGAGGCGCAGUCCGAGUGCAACCGCGCCAACGACCAAGUGACCGACAUGGUCAACUCGGCCGGUCGCAACGCCGACCUGUACCUCGAGACGCUCGUCCUCAAUAAUGCAUCCGUGACGCCGGCGCAAGCCUCGUACCUCCGGUCCAAGCUCUCGGAGGCCAUCGAGUGGGGCAAGCCCGUCGGCGACUGCGCAAAUGGGCUCACGACCGAGACGCGGCUAGUCAACACCGACUACAUCUGCGUCUCCAUGCCGCUCUUCCAGCAGUGCGACACGCUCGCAAAGACCGUGCCGCAGUACUUCAGCAGCAUCCACAACGUCCUCGCCGAGCGCCUGCGUCUGGAGAACGUGUCGGGCAUUCUCGAGAAUGGCAAGCUGACGACGCUCGCAACCGAGUUUCUCUACGUGAUCAAGCUGCGCGACUCGAUCACGCGCGAGUCCAACAAGAUCCGCUGCCAAGGCUACAACGCGACCGUCGACAUUCUCCGCAAGUCGGCGGCGCCUGCGAGUUCUAGGAGCCUCGGACGUUCUUGUCGACUGCCCUUGUAG
Saprolegnia parasitica CBS 223.65 is the source of this 675-nucleotide messenger RNA. RefSeq lists its product as hypothetical. The coding region runs from base 1 to 675 and encodes 224 amino acids. The record is from RefSeq and is a predicted model, not a curated record. The transcript has a single exon. NCBI's taxonomy places the organism in Eukaryota, Oomycota, Saprolegniomycetes, Saprolegniales, Saprolegniaceae.